Drosophila kikkawai is the source of this 542-nucleotide messenger RNA. RefSeq lists its product as uncharacterized. The record is from RefSeq and is a predicted model, not a curated record. Lineage: Eukaryota; Metazoa; Arthropoda; Insecta; Diptera; Drosophilidae.
AUUAGCAGGCUGUGUGAGUUGUACUCAAUCUUUCUCAGCCUCAAUUUCUGUUCGACAUCGUUUUAAAAAUUGUUUUUGGACUACCAAUUUUUAGUUGAACUCUUAAUUCCUUCAAACGCACAGCCAUGGUUGCCCGCCUCAUCAUGAGUUUUCUGCUGUUGGGCGAGCACAUCCUGCCCAGAACUAAAUUACUUCAUCAAUCACUGAUUCCUGUCCGGGGAAUGGCCAGAAGGAGGGGCCACAGCACCGAGAAGGGCAAGAAGAUCUGCGAGAGGAAUCGGUUCUUUGGCGGCUGCUUUCGGACGAAUCAAGCUUAUAGGAAGAAGCAGAAGGGCACGUGUUGUAGGGAUCCCUGCAAGGAUGGAGCCUGCCAUCCCGGCAAAUAGUUGGCAUUAACUAAAAAUCACUAAGUGUCAACCACCAACUUCUGGAUUCCGUUUACAUAUGUUGGAAAUAGUUCAUUUUCUCCUGGCAAGGAAAACAAAAGGUUGGUCGAUAAACAAGUCGAAAAUAUAAAAAUUAAAAAAGCAUUUUAAAAAUAA